AUGUACUACAUCUGGAUUGACGCCCUCUGUAUCAUCCAAGACGACGAAGAAGACUGGAAUCACGAAGCCGUUCGGAUGACUGAGAUUUAUCUCAAUUCUUAUCUUAACAUCUCUGCAGAUGCAUCCUGUGAUGGCGCUGGGGGCCUUUUUCGAUGGCGUAAUCCGAUAGCCUGUCAGUCUUUCAUCGUGCCCCACUGGAAAGGAGACUCACAGCGCUGCGCAUCCGUAUUCUAUACCGAUAGAUGGUUCCGGGAUAUCCAAUCCAGCCCACUUUCGAAACGAGCGUGGACAGUUCAAGAGAUGUUUUUGGCACCAAGGGUACUUCAUUUUGCAGCAGAGGAAGUGCACUGGGAAUGUAUGGAACUUUGUACUACAGAAAGUUUGCCAACUCUAUUCAACAUUAUUCCGGAUUCAGAUAGCAUCAUUCUCAAGUCGUCGUUAAGACACGAUCUACCGGAGCAAGAUAAAGCACGGGUGCUAUACGACGCCUGA
Messenger RNA from Alternaria burnsii, 492 nucleotides. RefSeq lists its product as uncharacterized. NCBI's taxonomy places the organism in Eukaryota, Fungi, Ascomycota, Dothideomycetes, Pleosporales, Pleosporaceae. The transcript has a single exon. The coding region runs from base 1 to 492 and encodes 163 amino acids. The record is from RefSeq and is a predicted model, not a curated record.